Messenger RNA from Aspergillus nidulans FGSC A4, 1872 nucleotides. RefSeq names its product arylsulfotransferase family protein. Lineage: Eukaryota; Fungi; Ascomycota; Eurotiomycetes; Eurotiales; Aspergillaceae. The record is from RefSeq and is a predicted model, not a curated record. Bases 109 to 1872 code for a protein of 587 amino acids. The transcript has 3 exons.
CAUAGUACGUUUGCAGAAUACCCCGCGCUCCUUAUUUGGAGGGAGAGGCCACGCUCCUAUUGUCCGGUAUUAUUUCGAGGGAACCAGACCGGGUGAUGUGAAGAAUCGAUGCGUCUCCUCGCCCUCGCUUCCUUGGGAGCAUUCGCCCAAUGCCUCCGCGCUCAGAUUUCGGUUAUUUGCAUCCUGGUCGUGCUGCUUAGCAGACCACAACCGGCUUCUGCUGAAGUCGAUGCUGUUUUCAAGUCACGGCCCGAUCUUUAUUCUCCGAUAUUUACCCUCGAACGUCGUGUUCCCCAAAGUUUAUACCCCGGCUACAUUUUCCUGGGACCAUACGAGGCAGCCAACUCAGGUCCUUACAUUUACGAUAAUGAUGGGGACUUAGUUUGGAGCGGUUGGGGCAAUUCCGGCCCUGGGAAUGCUCAUGGUAUGCAUGUAUGCCAGUACAAAGGAAAAGACCAUCUAUGUUUCUUCCAGGGGAUUCAGCAAAACGGAUAUUGUCGAGGCCAUGGUGUCAUCAUGGACAAUCAUUAUCACAUCGUUAAGACCGUAGUCCCCGGCGGUGGUAUGGCAGCGAGCGACAUGCACGAGUUCAAGCUUAUCAACAAUGGGAAGACGGCCCUGAUGACAGUUUACCAGCAGCGACAAUUCGAUAUGAGUAUAUGGAACAUCAAAGGUGGCAUGGGCUGGUUGAUGGAAAGCGUAUUUCAGGAAAUUGAUGUGGAAAGCGGCAGGGUGCUUUUCGAAUGGAGAUCGCUUGACCAUGUCGACCCAUCAGUCAGCUAUACGUACCCUGGCCACACGGAUACCUCGGGCACCGGGCUGGAACCUCGCUCCCCGUGGGAUUACUUUCAUAUUAACUCAGUCGACAAGAACGCUGAUGGGGACUAUAUCAUCUCCUCGCGCCACACGUGCGCGAUCUACAAGAUCUCGGGUCGCGACGGGUCUAUAAUUUGGACGUUACACGGUGCGAACCCGACUUUUGAGAACAUCAACUUUAGUUUCUCACAGCAGCAUGAUGCUCGUUGGCUAAGCGAGAAUUCAACCCAUACGUUGUUGUCGUUGUACAACAACGGUUACAACGGUUUCAACCGCACGCACGAGUACUCUUCUGGCAUGGUUAUUCUAAUAGAUCAUGUCAACAAGACUGCCACGCAGCUUCGGGAGUAUGCGCCACAAAACCACGAUAUGAUCAGCUCUAGCCAAGGCAACAUGCAGGUGCUGCCGAACGGGAACGUUUUCAUAGGCUGGGGAAACAAUGCCUAUGUCUCUGAGCACGAUGAGGAAGGCAACAUUCUGCUUUGGGGUUAUAUCGACAAGGGCAACAUCAUGAACUACAGGGCCCAAAAAUUCCAGUGGGAUGGUAAUCCCACGGACAUUCCAGCUCUAUGGACAUAUUCUAAGACGAGUGAUAUUACUGCCUCAACCACCUUCUACGUCAGCUGGAAUGGCGCCACCCGCAUCAAGCACUGGCAGUUUUACGGCACAAACAACUCCACCGGUAACUAUACACUGCUUGGAAAGACCCGAAAGGAUGGAUUCGAAACAACUUAUAUAGUUCCUGGUUAUUACCGCUACACAUAUGCCGAAGCGCUUGACGCGAAAGGCAAGAUCCUCGGCAAGUCACGCGAGCAGUUUACCUUCACGCCGUCGCCAGUCCUCCAGGCCUACUGCGAAGAGACGAAUUGCGAGAACACUGAAGCGUAUGGCGUUCCCGGCGAAGAAGGCGCACAGGCUCUCAUCCCCGAAGCUGGCCUCAAUACCGUUCCCUGGGUUGACCCUGACCAUCCCGGUGCGCACCAUACUUGGGGACUUACAUGGCCUCCUGUUCCAGAGGAGAAGCCGGAGAAUGCGAAGACUGUUUAUAGUAAGUAA